Messenger RNA from Pecten maximus, 2749 nucleotides. RefSeq names its product deleted in malignant brain tumors 1 protein-like. Bases 851 to 2704 code for a protein of 617 amino acids. The record is from RefSeq and is a predicted model, not a curated record. The transcript is spliced from 18 exons. Lineage: Eukaryota; Metazoa; Mollusca; Bivalvia; Pectinida; Pectinidae. Gene Ontology annotation, cellular component: membrane.
UUUCAAAUUAUUUAUAUAUAUAUUUUUAAUUCCUGAACUCUUGGUCCGGAUUUCCGCUCCGAUUAUUAUUUACGUUCCUGCAUUUCCUACUUUAAAAACGGCGACUUUUUCACUGGCAAAUAUCUGUUUUAAUGUCUCAAAAAAGAUAACAAAUCACGAUUUAACAGUAACCCUGGAUGAUGGAAAUGGUCACAAGUACACGUUCCGGUGCGACUGCUGGGUAGAGAAUGAACGGCCUGACGACGAAAGAAGACCAUCAUGGCUUCUCCGAACUGAUAAUUGUGACUGGGAUAACAAACCGAUCCCAAACUGCAAUGUUUUAGGACGUGAGACCUGUCAUACUAGCAGAUGUGAUCAAUGUGUGGAUGGGUAUCGUGUUGAUGGCGGAAUCUGUAAAGGUGAACAGUGGACGAUAACUGUUUUUGUUGACAAUGUGCAUUUCACUGAUUCCACCCGCCAUUCACUUUACGUUGACGUGGGAGGUACAGUGAAAAAUGCUUCGAAACUAGAUCUAGGCACGGAAUUUGAAGUGGGGGAGAAAACUGCGAAGAUUUAUGAUGUGAACUUGGGAAAAGUCAACUUCAUCACCUUAUACAAGAAAGGCUCUUCACUAUAUGUAGAGAAGGUGACCCUGGAUGAUGGAGAAGGUCGGGUGUACACGUUCAAAUGUAACUGCCAGAUACGAAACAAACAGAGGAUUACACCCCAAAUUGAAAGUUGCUUCUGGGAUGACCCCAUCCCAAACUGCGCUACUGUAGUGCGUGUAACAUGCCAGACUGGCACAUGUGGUAGAUGUAUUGAUGGACAUUUUCUUUCCGGUGGAUCCUGUAUUGGUGAACGUAUUCGUUUAAUGAAUGGUCGUUCACCUAAAGAAGGCCGUGUAGAGAUUUACCAUGAUGGAAAAUGGGGCACAAUUUGUGAUGACAAUAUUAAUGAAGAUGAAGCUCAGGCAGUUUGUGAGGCACUUGGCUUCAGAUAUGGAAUUCCAGUUGGCAAAGCAUUCUUUGAACGAGGAACAGGACCAAUUUUCGUGGACAAUCUGCAUUGCUCUGCAUCAGGUUCUGGCAUACAUCCUUUGCAACUAGGCGAAAGAGUUUGCUAUUUCAAUGAUUGGAGUGUAUCCAAUUGCGAUCAUGGAGAAGAUGUUGGAGUGAUAUGUGAAACAGGAGAAUCGCUGGAAAACAGAUGUCAUCAGAGUUGGACAAAAUAUCAAACCCAUUGUUAUAAGUUAUUCAGUGACCCCAAGACGUGGUUGGAAGCACAGGAUGAAUGCCGGAACCACGGUAGCAGUCUUGUAACCAUAGAAACUGAAGCAGAAAAUAAUUGGCUGAAGAAUAACCAGUUCGUAGAAGAUCAUCCUUUCAUUGGAGCAUAUACUGAUGAUACACGGACCGUCUGGAGAUGGGUGUCGGACGACUCUAUAGUUAGAUAUUCGGACUGGUUACCGGGUCAACCAAAUAAUUUAGAUGAUAACCAAAACUGUGUUCAAUUCCUGGGCAGCAAAUGGAAUGACAGAGAUUGUACAUCAUACAUAUCCAAAUUUAUUUGUGAAAAAACAGCAAUCAAAGCUCGAUUAGUUAAUGGUAGUACACCUGAUGAAGGUCGUGUAGAGAUUUACCAUGGUGGACAUUGGGGCACAAUUUGUGCUGACAAUUUUUAUGAAGAUGAAGCUCAGACAGUUUGUAAUGCACUUGGCUACAGCUCUGGAAUUCCAACUGGAGAAGCACAUUUUGGAAAAGGAACAGGACCUGUUUUCUUGGAUGAUCUCAAAUGUUUUGUAUCAAAUUCUGGCGAAAAUGUAUUGGAGCUAGGCAACCUAACUGAAUGCGAUUUUAAUGGUUGGGGUGUAUCAAAUUGCAAUCACGGAGAUGCUGGUGUGAUAUGUACAGAUGAACACGCACAUGUUCGUUUAGUGGAUGGUGCAACACCAACAACAGGUCGUGUGGAGAUUUACCAUGAUGGACAAUGGGGAACAAUAUGUGAUGACAAUUUUCAUGUAAAUGAAGCAAGGGCAGUUUGCGAGGCACUUGGCUACGUAAAUGGGGCUCCUUUUAAGAAAAACCAUUUCGGAACAGGAACAGAACCAAUCUUCGUCGACGAUCUAAACUGUUCUCAAUCAGAUUCUGGCAUCCACUCAUUGCAACUAGGGCACACAUUGUGUUUUUUCAAGGGUUGGAAUGUAUCUGAUUGCGAUCAUGGAGAUGCUGGAGUGCUGUGUAGCGGUGAGCAUGGACGUGUACGUUUAGUGAAUGGUAUCACACCAAAUGAAGGCCGUGUUGAGAUUUAUCAUGAUGAAGAAUGGGGAACAAUUUGUGAUAAUAAUUUCGAUGAAGCUGAAGCCCAUGCAGUAUGUGAGGCACUUGGCUACAGGUAUGGCACUCCUUUUGGGAAAGCACACUUCGGUCGUGGAAGGGGGCGUAUAUUCGUGGACGAUCUAGAAUGUUCUGAACCAGACAAUGUCGCACAUUUAUUACAACUAGGACAAACAGUGUGCUCUUUCAAAGGUUGGGAUGUAUCCGAUUGCAUCCACAGAGAAGAUGCUGGAGUGAAAUGUGAUCAUGCACGUGUGCGUUUAGUGGAUGGCAAUACACAACAAGAAGGCCGUGUGGAGAUUUAUCAUGAGGGACAAUGGGGAACAAUUUGUGAUGACAAUUUCCGUAAAGAUGAAGCCGAGGCAGUUUGUGACGAACUUCGCUACAGGUAAAUCAUAACUAUAAUUUGAAUAUUGACAAAUACUUAUAUAGUUGUG